AACAAGGCCUCCAUUCCAAUGGCUUCCCACCUGAACUCCCCGGCGUUCGUCCGCUGCUCCGGCCAACUCCUCCUCGACGGAGUCGAAGAGCUCGAUGAAGAUACUGUGCGACGUCUGUAGCCAAGAGGCGGCCUCGGCGUUUUGCUGCGCCGACGAGGCUGCCCUCUGCGAAGCUUGCGACCGGCGGGUCCACCGGGCGAACAAGCUGGCCGGAAAGCACCGCCGCUUCUCCCUCUCCGCCCAGUCCCACCCCGUCUGCGAUGUCUGCCAGGAGAAGCGGGGGUUCGUGUUCUGCCAGGAGGACCGCGCGAUUCUUUGCAGGGACUGCGACGAGUCCAUCCACAGCGCCAACCAACUCACCAUGAAGCACAAUAGGUUCAUCCUCACCGGCGCACGUCUUUCCGCCGCCCCGAUAUCCUCCUCUUCCUCCACCGAGCCGGAGUCGGAGUCGACGCCGGCUAAAGAUAGUGCCAAAACCUCCGUUCCUGCGAGAGUUCGAAGUUCGGUCUUGAUUGUCGACGCUUCCUCCCCCAUCGCCACAACCAGCUGCAGGACUACCAGCAGCAGCACCGUCAGGCCGCCCGUAACUGCAUCCACGGGCGUCGCCGCCGAUUCUACAAGCAGCAUCUCCGAGUACCUAAUAAAGAUGUGCCCCGGGUGGCGCGUCGAGGACCUUCUCGUCGACGAUGCGGCCGUUUUGAUGGAGGAUUUCGCGAAGGGAACCGAGUUGCUUCCUUUCCUGGAGCCGGAUCUGGACGGCGGCGGGCAGGAAGCGGCGGCGGAGAAGUUCCCAGCGUGGGCGGCGCAGGUGCCCCAGUUCCCUCCGCCGUAUUUCUCCGCCGCGACCUCCACCGCCGGCGUCGGGCACCACCAGACGUGGCACGCGAACAAGGAGGCAAGUGUCAGCUACCAGCGGGGCGCGAAGACGGGGCCAGAACAGUUGAGCGAGGACAUAUUCAUGGUGCCACAGAUUUCCCCUGCGCCAACUCCCAUCAAGCGGACGAGACACUCGCCUUGGUACUACUGAACUGGUCGGCCAUUUAGAUCACCUUAUCUGCCCUCUGUCUAAAGAACCUCGGAAAAAGCUUUAAUUUUUCUGAAUAAUCUAGAGUAAGAACGUUUAAUGUGUUCUGAGUAUGAGUUUUCAAGUUGUUUUAUUUUCCAA
Molecule: messenger RNA, 1165 nt
Organism: Zingiber officinale
Lineage: Eukaryota; Viridiplantae; Streptophyta; Magnoliopsida; Zingiberales; Zingiberaceae
Product: B-box zinc finger protein 20-like
Exons: 3
Coding region: 95-1027 (310 amino acids)
Biological process (GO): photomorphogenesis; regulation of DNA-templated transcription
Cellular component (GO): nucleus
Molecular function (GO): zinc ion binding
Source: RefSeq, a predicted model, not a curated record